UUCUUUAAGAUGGAAAAUAUAAUAAUAAAUUAGAGUAUAAAUUAAAGAGAAUGAAUAGCCUUAAUUCUUUUACAUCCUACACGAAAUUAGACUUUAUGCAGAACAUGUGAAAUUAAUGAAAAGUUUGUGAAAAUAGAUGUUUUUCACCAUUUAAGAACGCACUCUAAAUAAAAAAAAAUUACUACAACAGAAGAUAUCAUUGUGACACGUGGCGAUCUGCUGAAAUUACACGUCAGUCAGAUUCCACUUGUCCAUUAUCCAUUUAUUUACCAAGACUGGAAAGGAAUCCUAACUCAGGAACCGUGAGAUUCAAAAAUCAAGAGCACCGAUUCGUAUCAGACAAAAAGCAAGCAAGAAUUUUACCCAUUUAUCUACGCAAGCACCAACAAUCAUUCAGUUUCGAGUAUCAGACAGCCUGCAUAUUCGUUCACAUCACCAUUUUUUUCCUUCUUCAUUUAGAAAGUCGCCAGUUUCGGGAAAUAUUCAGCCGCCAGAUAUUCCUAUUCAAUAGUUGUUGUCUCACGUUUCUUGGUUUCUUUCGGCGAAGCCCACUUCAAUUCCAGUUUUUUCAGCCAUUUUUGGUGCUGUUCGAUUUUUCCUUUUCCAGAUGGUGAAUUGUUGCUGCUUGGUUAUUGCCCUUCUUGAAAACUAGCAAUCUGGGAUAUUGGAAAUGAUGGUUGUGAUUUCAGAUUCUUUUAGCUUGAAGCUAAGCUGUCUGCUGAUCUACUUAUAGGAGAAAGCCUUCAACUUUCAUCUGUUCAUGGAUAUUUGAAUAUGGCCCCUGCAUUAUUUAAGAAAAAGUCUAGUGAAACACGUUCAAAUGAAGUCCCAGCCUCUGGAGCUUUGUCCAGAUCUUUGCACAUUCUACCUUCACUUUCCGAAGAAAAGUACCCCAAACUUCCAGAUUCGCCGCAGGUUACUUUAGUACACGAACUGACUACAAAUCUACUAUCAACCGACACCAGAACUGCUGGGCAUUUGUUUUCAUCGGCCUCUGUUAGUCUUGGUCAUUCUUCUUUGUCGCCUGACUUGAGCCGAUUAAAAAUCCCGCCUUUCAUUUCCGAGCCAUUGAAUGAUAAGGGAUCUUUUCACUCAAGCCAAUCGUCCCCCACGGUUACUGGAGCUAGCCAGUCAGAAAGGAAAAGUGUUUCGUGGACUACAGAUGCCUCGGAUGUGCCUCCCCAUCAUAAUCAAGUAGAAAAUGAUAGAGAUGUGGUGUCAUCGGAAGACUCUGCUAAGAGAACAGACUGGCGAGAGUGGGCCGAUCAGUUAGUCACAGUCGAUGACACGCUUGAUUUGAAUUUGAGUGAUCUCCUUGUUGAUGUUAAUGUUCCAGAUCUUGAUGCCAAGCUGCUGGAAUUGCCACCAGACUUCUCGACAUACCAGCCGCAGGUCCAUCAGCAUCGCCUUCUUUCAGUUUCAACAGGGCAAACGCUUUCUGCAGUUACGUCUCCUUAUGCUUCAUCAGCAACCAAAGCACGGAUGCGUUGGACGCCAGAACUUCAUGAAGUUUUCACGGAGGCUGUGAAUAAACUUGGUGGUGGUGAACGAGCCACGCCAAAAGGUGUCUUGAAACUCAUGAAUGUCGAAGGCCUUACUAUCUAUCACGUGAAGAGCCACUUGCAGAAAUACAGAACUGCGAGACACAAGCCAGAGUCAUCAGAAGGAACAUCAGAGAAGAAAUCGAGAAAUGUUGCUGAAACGGCAUCUCUGGACUUGAAGACUGCAAUGGGGAUAACCGAAGCGCUCAGGUUGCAGAUGGAAGUCCAGAAGCAGCUUCACGACCAGCUUGAGAUUCAAAGAAAUCUGCAGUUUCGGAUCGAAGAACAAGGGAAGCACCUCCAGAUGAUGUUCGAACAGCAGCGAAAGAUGGAGGAAGGAAAGCAGAGAGGCUCGUCAUCGAACAGAGACGAUAACUUCCCAUCACCUACGAUAGAAACGCAGCCUUGUGUUGGUAAAACUGAAGCAGAAUCACCCGACCAUGAUCAGUCCAGCGCCAAAGAGAUCCCACCUCUCGAGCAUGCAGAUGAGGAAGAAGAAUCGUCCGAAAGAAGAACCUGCAAGGACCAUGAGGCGAAUGCCGGUGGUGGGUGCAGCCCACCAACGAAACGAGCCAAGACUGAUGAAACAGUAAACUCUUCCAAGAAAUCAGUUGAUCUCACAAUUUGAAUAUUUUGAGGUAUUUUUAAGAAUCAGAUUCUGUUACCAUUUAUGUAGAUUGAAAGCCUCAUUAUAGAUUGUGAUUGAAUUGAUUCUCACCAGUUUCUGUUUGAAUGAUUGUUCAUUCAGAAAUGGAGUUUGAGAUUUUGUUGAUAUAUGUAGAAUUGCAAUUCAUGCAUAUUCAAAGUAAACUCUAAUUCAUCUUUGAAUUUUAUGUA
Messenger RNA from Salvia miltiorrhiza (redroot sage), 2378 nucleotides. Its product is annotated as protein PHOSPHATE STARVATION RESPONSE 1-like. Gene Ontology annotation, molecular function: DNA-binding transcription factor activity; DNA binding. NCBI's taxonomy places the organism in Eukaryota, Viridiplantae, Streptophyta, Magnoliopsida, Lamiales, Lamiaceae. Bases 775 to 2169 code for a protein of 464 amino acids. The transcript has 8 exons. The record is from RefSeq and is a predicted model, not a curated record.